This is a messenger RNA of Aspergillus pseudotamarii, 582 nucleotides long. RefSeq names its product tryptophan synthase beta subunit-like PLP-dependent enzyme. Gene Ontology annotation, biological process: L-tryptophan biosynthetic process. Gene Ontology annotation, cellular component: cytoplasm. The coding region runs from base 1 to 582 and encodes 193 amino acids. The record is from RefSeq and is a predicted model, not a curated record. The transcript is spliced from 3 exons. NCBI's taxonomy places the organism in Eukaryota, Fungi, Ascomycota, Eurotiomycetes, Eurotiales, Aspergillaceae. Gene Ontology annotation, molecular function: tryptophan synthase activity.
AUGGGUGCUGAGGAUGUCCGUCGGCAGGCCUUGAAUGUGUUCCGUAUGAAGCUUCUUGGUGCCGAGGUAGUGGCUGUUAUCAGUACAACUGGUAGCUAUACUCUACGUGAUGCAGCAGAUACACAUUAUAUCCUUGGUUCUGUCGUUGGGCCACACUCUUUCCCAACCAUUGUACGCACCUUUCAAUCUGUGAUAGGCGAAGAAACUAAGCAACAAAUAAAAGAGUCCAUUGACAGGCUUCUCGAUGCUGUUGUUACAUGCGUUGGAGGUGGUAGCAACGCAUCUGGCAUGUUCUAUCCCUUUUUACAAGAGUCAGGUGUCCAGCUUUUAGGUGUGGAGGCUGGUAGCGAUGGUCUCAAUACGUCUCAUCAAUCAGCAACGCUUUCUACGGGCAGUAAGGAUGAGCAUGGUCAGGUUUCUGGGACGCACUCUAUCUCUGCUGGUUUGGACCAUCCAGCCGUGGGACCUCAAUUGAGGUCUUGGAAAGACAGCGGGCGGGCUCGGUUUAUUGCUGCCACAGACGCCCAAGCCCUGGCCGGUUCCGGGUAUUGGCAGAGUAUGAAGGUAUCAUCCCGGCUUUAG